AUGGAAGCGAAGAAGAAGGGAAAGCAGCAGGCAGCAGCCAAAGCCGGCCCACCCAAGGCAUUGAAGAUGAAGAAGGCCUCCUCAUCUUCUGAGCCCGUGCGAUGGACCUGGCGCAACAACCCCCUCCUCAACGUCGUGCUGCUCCUCGCCGUGCCCCUCCCCUCCAUCGCCUUCAUGUGGUUCCUCUCCCACUCGUGCAGCGACCCGUCCGCCCUCGCCGCCCUGCCCGCGUCGUGGCGCGUGAGCCUGCCCGAGUCGGUCGCGUCGCUGCUGGGCCUCGGUGCCGCCGGCGCGGCCGAGGUGGGUCCCGAGCAGGUGUGCAGCUGGGCCAUGGAGCACCCGCUGGCCCUCCUCAACGUCCUCUUCUUCCUCAACGUCGACGUCCUCUUCUGGCUCAUCAGCCUCUUCCAGGGCUCCACCUGGCUCAUCGACCCGUACUGGACCAUCAUUCCGGUGCUCAUCGCGCAUUUCUUCGCGGCCCACCCCGCCGCGACGUUUGACCCGCUGCGCUCGUUCUUGUCCCUCGGCCUCGUCUGGCUCUGGAGCAUCCGGCUCACCCACUCCUACUUCCGCAGGGAGGAGUGGGAGCUGGGCGCGAGGGAGGAUUGGCGGUUCACGGACAUGCGCAAGCGCUACGGCGCCGCCCUGUGGGCGGUCCUCUCCUUCCCGAUCGCCUACCUGUCCCAGCACGUCCUGCUCGUGGGCAUCUGCCUCCCCUUCUACUCCAUCCACUUCCCCGCCCUCUCGCCCCUGCCCGCCUCCGCCGCGCCGGCCGACCUCCUGGGCCUCCGCGACCUCGUCGCCUCCUCCGCCGCCAACGCCACCGCCACGGCCGCCUCCGCUGCUGCGGCGCUGCCGCCGUCGCCGCCGUUCGAUGGCGUGUGGGACCCGCUGAUCGCCGGCCUGUGCCUGGCGGGUAUCGUGGUGGCCUAUUUCGCCGACACCCAGCUGUGCGCGUUCAUGCACGCCAACGAGCAGCGCGCGCGGCAGGGCAAGCCCAAGGUGCUCAUCCUGAACUCGGGCCUCUGGUACUACUCCAGGCAUCCCAACUAUUUUGGCGAGCAGCUGUGGUGGUGGGCGCUGUCGCUGUUCUCAGUCUACGUGGGGCAGUGGUACAUGGUGGCGGGCACUCUCAUCAACUCGCUGUGCCUGGCGACAGUGACGCUGAUGGUCGAGCAGCGCAUGCUCGAGCGGCCCGAGCGCAAGCAGGCCUUCCUCGAGUAUCAGCGCACCACCUCCGUGCUCGUCCCCUGGUUCAAGGGCAGCGCUACCACUGCCUCUACGACCAAGAAGAGGAAUUGA
Molecule: messenger RNA, 1302 nt
Organism: Acanthamoeba castellanii str. Neff
Lineage: Eukaryota; Discosea; Longamoebia; Acanthamoebidae
Exons: 5
Coding region: 1-1302 (433 amino acids)
Cellular component (GO): membrane
Source: RefSeq, a predicted model, not a curated record